This is a messenger RNA of Equus caballus (horse), 4735 nucleotides long. It is a transcript of the gene SMCO3, whose product is annotated as single-pass membrane protein with coiled-coil domains 3. The record is from RefSeq and is a predicted model, not a curated record. NCBI's taxonomy places the organism in Eukaryota, Metazoa, Chordata, Mammalia, Perissodactyla, Equidae.
AACUGUGAGAAAAUAAAUUUCUGUUGUUUAAGCCCCCAGUCUGUGGUGUUUUGUUCUGGUUGCCACGCUGACUAACAUCUUGCAUCCUCCAUGUCUGCCUCUUAAUUUUUCCUUCUCCUUUAACUACAUACAUACACACUUUCCUAGUCAGGGGAAAAAAAAAAACUUUUACCUUGAUUUCCCUUCAAAUCAUGAUUCCAUCUCAUUCCUUCAAUUCUCAAAUUUUCAAGAGACAUUCUUUACAUCAUUGUAAUUUAUUCUGUCCUCCACCAUUUUCCUAUAGGGCACCAAUAAUUUCUAAUUAUCCUAACCAUGUUGAGUUCUCUGCAUUAUUUAAAAUUGCUGAAUACCUUGUCUUGCUUCAAAAUUUCCCUUUCUUGAGGCUUCCAUGAUGUUGUACAACUCUGGUCCUUCUGUAUUCUCUAAGCACUUAUUUCACAGGCUUCUCUUCCUCCUCUUACAACCAAUGGCUCUCCAGUCUCCUAAACUCUGCAAGGUUGUGUCUUUGGUCUUCAUUAUAGUCUACAUUUCCUCUCUUCGAGAUCUCAUCUGUCCCUGUAUCUACAAAUGCCACCUGCAGGCAGAUGACUCCUAAAUCUCCUACUGUACCCUCAGCAAUUCUCCUGAUCUCCAGAUCUACAUUUCCAACUAUCUAUUGGUCAUCUCCACAUGGUGACUGCACCAGUAUAUUCCACACAACAUAUCCAAAACUGCACUUAUCUCCUCAAAAAACACUUUCUCCUCUUAACUUUUGCCUCAUUGUUGAGGCUCAAAAUCCAUUUUUAUCUUCACUUUCCAAUGUCAAACCAAUCCCUAAGACUUGUUCAUUCCCUCUGAACUUACUUCUGUCUCUCCUCUCCCUUCCAUUCCCAUAACUACUACUCCAGUUACCUCUCAUCCAGACAGUUUUAUAGUCUCACAUUUGAUCUCAAUACUUUUGGUCCAGGGGUCACAAACUGGAAAUCCACAGGCAAAAUCCAACCAGCAGAUGUGUUUUGUCUGACCUACCAUGAUGUAUUUUCAAAAUCUGUGUUAGCUGCCAAAUUUAAAGAUUAGAAAUCUGGAUUCCUAUUGAUUAUUGAAAAAAAUGAGAUUAACUGGUGGCACUAAGCCCAUAUUCUGAAUUGGAAAAAUUUCCUAGAGCUGAAGUUGUCCCCUUUAAACUGAACACUUGCCCUUUAUACCCUAUUGUCUUAGACUAAACGUUUCAAUUACUUACAUAACUUGUCCAGCUACUGUAGGCACUGGAGGCGGUAACCCAUGCUUUACUGUCCAUACCUACUAAUCCAAUUAAUAGAAAGUGACCUUCCUGAAAGUCAAACCUAAUAUUAUCCUAUAAUAAAAGCCUUCAAUGGUUCAGGAUCACCUAGAGAAUAAAACACAAUUUCCUAGCAUGGCGUUUAAAGCCAUCUACAAACUGCUCUCCAUUUCCCACUACUUGCCUUCCCUUCACUGCUGUCACAUACACCCUUACCACCAGCAUAGUCGAUUAAUUUUAAUUUUGUUCCCUGAAAACGCUCUACAAUUUUUUGUUCGGCUUCUUUGUUCAUCAUAUUUGCUCCAUCUGCACUAUCUCCUCCAUACCCCACCCCCUACACAUCUACUGAAAUCUUACUCCUCCAUCCUUACCUAUUUCAGAUUCACUGGCCACACAGACUUUUUCCUUUUUUCCCCAUGCACCCACAUGGUGGGGCCCUAAGAUACAUCAAGUACAAAAUGACCCACUGGGACAAAAGUACAAUAACACCCCACUUAGUCAUUCUGUAGGACCACAGGGCAGCAGCUGUAGAUUUUACAAGUCUCCUAUCUGGUGUUUUCGUUCUGUAUCAUCUACCUACCCAAUAACAACAGGAAUUGGUCUUGUUAAUAUAAGAAGAAUAUUUAGUACGUUUUUGCCACAUAGGCACUAUGCGAAGUAUUUUACCUGUAUUAUCUCAUUUAAUCCUUAUGACAAUCCAUAAAUCACAAACUAGUACAUUACACCAAUGAAAAAAUUUAGAGAGAUUAAGUGACUUUCUCAGGGUUACAUGGCUAGUAAGUGGUAGUUUCAGUACACAAAAUCAGGACUGUCGGAUUCUAAGGCCUAUGGACUUUCUACUAAAUUACCCUGGAGCUGAGCAAUUUCCUGCUUUUGAGGUGUCCUCACUGCAGAAGAAUCAUUAGGGAUUAGGACAGGAUCUAGAGGAAGAAACAUGAAAGAUUCUGAUCUACGCUUUAAGAGAAAAGAGUCAAUAUGGUCUUCAAGGUUUUUAUACUGUCAAGACAAUUCACUAAGAUAACAAGAGAGAUAGUGAUAAAGAGAAGAAUGCCUAGCCAGGAAAGAAGAACACAGGUACAAAAAACACAUUUGGCUGGAAAUUUCUGGAUUUAUAUCUCUUGACAACCUAAACAAUCAGCAACAGAUGGAGGUACAAAUGCAACAGAAGCUAAAGGAAAGCUAUUAUCUGGAAGAGUGACAAGAUGGAAUUCCAAAAUUUGAGAGUCGCAAUCAAAGAGCCAUCUUCUCUACUGAAUUGAAUCAGCUCAGUUGUAUAGUACUUUCAACAACAAAAAGCCCAUUAAAGAAGAGAAAAUUGAAUGUUUUACCACUUUAUUAGUCUUUCAAAUUACAUUACUUAAUAUAUACUAAUUUUCUAUUAAUAUAGGAAAUAGAAGAAUUCUGAAAACUAAGCCAUGCAGAAAUAGUCUAAAAACCGGACAGGCAGAGGGACCCAGCAGAGACUAGCAAAGCCUGUAAGUCAUCACAUUCCAUCAGAAACAUCCAGAUGAAACCAGACGAAAAAGCACUUCAACAAUAUUCCUAAACAGCUGCUGGGACUGCUGAACUCAGAAACACAGCAAGAGAUCAUAUCUGAAUUAUGGCUCAGAGUGACUUCCUCUACCCAGAUAACCCAAGGAGGCGGCAAGAAGUAAACCGUCUUCACCAGCAGCUCCUUGACUGCUUAUCGGACAGCUUCCACGCCACCAAUAAACUAACGGAGGUCUUAAAUACACACUUGGGUUGCAGUCUGGCCUCCAUUGAGAUGAAAAAAGAUGGGACCAUCAAAGAAAACUGCGAUAUCAUCAUCCAAGCCAUGAUGAAAAUCCAAAAGGAGUUGCAAAAGGUCGAUGAAGCACUAAAAGAGAAACUAGAGCCAACUCUCUACAGAAAACUUCAGGAUAUUAAGGAACGGGAAACAGAGAAAAUUGCAAUAGUACAAAAGGUUAUUUCAGUCAUCCUGGGAGAAGCUACUUCUGCAGCCAGUGCAGUGGCUGUAAAACUCGUGGGCUCAAAUGUCACAACUGGCAUAAUUAACAAGUUGGUCACUGUAUUAGCUCAAAUUGGUGCUUCUCUCCUUGGCAGUAUAGGAGUUGCUGUUCUUGGCCUUGGCAUAGAUAUGAUCAUCCGUGCCAUCCUGGGAGCAGUGGAGAAAACGCAGCUGCAAGCAGCCAUCAAAAGUUACGAGAAGCACCUGGUGGAAUUCAAGUCAGCCUCAGAAAAAUAUCAUCAAGCCAUUACUGAGGUCACCAACACAGUGAAACAUCAAAUGAAAUAAACAGCCACUUUAUGUGCCACUGGAAUAUUUUUCUUCUUCUCUCUCAAUAAUAGUUUUGCUUCUUUGAUUAGGUUCAUUUUCCUUAAGUUUCCAACAUAGGCAUAAAUACAGUAAACAACUGGGAAAUAGAAAUUAGAGAUGCUAAAACUAGACGACUCCAGUUUCCCAUUAACAAUGAAUGCCUGGAUCAGUGUGUGCUGGACCCUGUGGUGUAAAAGAUUCUAUGUCGGGACGUCUUCUCACUCUGCUCUACCAGAUGAAAAUUAGCGUAAAUGCUAUUGUAGAGCAGCAGGUGUAGGGGGUACCUUUUCCUUUUCUAAUUCCCAGUCAAAAUUCUUAAAAUUUACAUUGAAUGCAAAGACUUUCAUUUCUACCACCAGGUUUGGACAUCAUUUUGUUGAAAGGGGACAUACUUAGUAAAUUCUUCCUGGACACAAAUCCUGGGUCUUCAGAUGGAACAGAAUUACUACUGUAAUUUUUACUAUCAGUUUAAAUCAAAUUUUCUGUAAACUGGAAGAGACUGAAAUAAGGUUUGUAACAAUUUACUUCAAUGAUGAAAGGAGGCAAUGGUUCUGUAAACCACUAUUACACACCAUAAUCUGAAUGGAUUUGUAAAAGAUAAAAAUUAAAACUAGGUUCUGUUUCUACAGUUGCAAUCAACCCUGACUAACCGUGGUGUGAUUAAAUAUCCCUUAAGUGAAAGUUUGAACACUCUGGAACAUUUGAAAAACCAACAAGCAAAUCCUAGCUAUAAAUGCAUAAAAUGCAUUUAGGAUGCGGGAGAGGAAGUAGCUAGUCUUUUAAGAAUUUGUCAUUUAGAGGUGGGUCAAAAUUGAUCACCUUAUGGGUUUUCAGAAAAAAGAAAUUUCAUUUUCAAUACUAGCAGAAAGGAGGAAGUUGCCCCUGCUAUACAAAGCUUUAGGUGGCCCAUUUCACUAAUUGUCUAAUUUGAGAAAAAUUCAGAGGCUAUGGAGGCCUAAUGGUUCAGCUAAACUUCUGAAGAUGCAAAUGUCUGUUUUCUAAAUCCUUCACCCACUUUUAACUCCCCACUGACACUCUUAGGUUCUACUCACAAAAUUUUUAAUGAGCUGUUGAUGUAAGAAUGUGUGUUAUAGUUGAUUCUCGCAUCCAAGUUCAAGAAAUGUCUUGAAAUUUUAAAGGCUCAGCCUAUCUCAAAAAUUAAAAAGCUAGAUAAAAUA